GUUUACAAAAAUAAAUGUUCAGCUAUAUAUUCAUACACGCACCAAAAUAAACAUAGAAAACAGAGCUUUCUUACAGUGGUCCUAUUUUUCAGUUCCAAUUGUCGGAGCUAAUUCCUAUGGCUUCUGAUCUGUUUGUGUAUGAAAACACUUUCUUUUCUGAUCCAUUUUCUCCUUUCAUUGAGUCGCUCAUUGAUCAUGAUAGUAUCUUCCAAGCAAUUUCAGACACAUACCACAACUCGGCCGAGAGAAACCCUCUUGACGAAACCAAUUCUCUGGACCAAAGUGCACCUACCCUCCUCUCUUCCUCACCACCAAGUCACCAACUUGGGAAUCUCUCUCUCUACCAACACCAAACCACCCAUUUGGCAACUGCUUCUUCAAUUUCGGCAAAUAGGUAUGCAGAUUUCACUGUUUUGGAGGUCAAAACAGAGGAAUGUCGAGCUCUUAUCGACUCUCUCUUUAGCUAUAGUAACAACUUCUUUGAGCCUCAGACCCAAGGCUUGAGCUCUCCUGCAAAUAACUCCUCUAUUGGUCAAAUAAGAAGGGUUUGCAGCACUGGAGAUUUACCAAAGAUCAAAACAGCAGAGACAAGUCACAAGUUGUCUUCAAAUCCUUUAAGCACAGAGAGGUCAUCCAUGGAGGAAGCCAACUUCAAAGUGAGACGAUAUAGUGCGGAAGAGAGGAAACAGAGGAUUCAUAGGUACAAAGCAAAGCGUAAUCAAAGAAAUUUCAACAAGACAAUCAAGUAUGCUUGCCGGAAGACACUGGCCGACAAUCGGCCUAGGAUACGUGGCAGAUUUGUACGCAACGAUGAAACAGGAGAGAUUCCUAAAGCUGCAACUUAUAAUCGAUAUGAAGACGAAGAUGAUCUUUGGAUUGAAUGAAGAUGAAGAAAGAAGAUUGGAUGGAGGAGGAGGAGGAGGACCAUUCUUCAACAACUAUGUCCCAACCCAAUUUCAGUACUAUGGCUAUUCAUAAUUGAACCUAUUUCAAAUGAGCUUUCUUGUAAUGAUUCAAUAUAUCACCGUGAAUAUUUCCAAUGCAUGUCCUUAGAAAGCAGUAAUAGUGGUAGUAGGAUAGCAUAGCAAAGCACCAACGGGAGAUAAAACACAGAGAAUGUUGUCCAUUGGUAGCUCUUGCUUUUCUUGGUCUUGAAUUCAAUCGUGUA
Ilex paraguariensis (yerba mate) is the source of this 1168-nucleotide messenger RNA. NCBI's taxonomy places the organism in Eukaryota, Viridiplantae, Streptophyta, Magnoliopsida, Aquifoliales, Aquifoliaceae. The record is from the annotation of a GenBank genome assembly.